Messenger RNA from Paramecium pentaurelia, 528 nucleotides. The record is from the annotation of a GenBank genome assembly. NCBI's taxonomy places the organism in Eukaryota, Ciliophora, Oligohymenophorea, Peniculida, Parameciidae.
AUGGGUUCAGCAUGUUAAAAACCACCCGAUGAUCGAUCUUAUUAUUAAGAAACUGAGGAAAUUUAAUAGGACGACUUUAUAAUAGAGUAAGAGUAAUAUCCUUUAAAAAUUCAUAAAGGAGGAAGAAAAGCUUUGCAUAAAAGUAAAAGACUUUAAUAGGAAAUUGAAAGUGAUGAUAUAUCAUAAGAACCUGUAAUAUAAUCAGAUGAUCAAAUCAAUUAAAUGUAAAUCUAUAAGACUUACCAUUAAAAAUCAACAUAUUAAAGCACAGAGAAAAAUAGGAUUCCUUAAGAAAAGCAAAAACAAUUAAUUAGCAUAAUGAAAUAAAAAUUUUCUUAAAAAUUGACUUAGUCAUCAUUAUAAGUCUUAUCAACAACUAACAGUAAACUAUAAUAAUCUAGCAUAAAAAUUAAAGAUCAAUAAGAAAAACAUGUUCGAUUUAAAUUACCAAAAUCACAUAAAUAAAAAUAAAGAACUCAUUCAAAUUUUAGAAAUAGAUUAAAUACUUAAGUAUAUAAUUAUCUAUGA